AUGGGCCCCGGGGGCCGGGGCGGGCCCGCCGCGCUGCCGCUGCUGCUGCUGCUGCUCCCGCUGCUCCCGCUGCGCCUGCUGAGCCCGGGCUGGGCCGCCCCCACCUUCAUCAGCGUCAACCGCGGGCUGAAGGUGACCAAGGGCAGCUCCGCCUUCCUGUCCCCCGAGGACCUGCAGUUUGCCAUCCCCAGGCAGAAAGAUGCCUGCAAAGUGGAAGUUGUGCGGAACGAGCCGGUAACCCAGAGGGUGGGGAAACUCACUCCACAGGUCUUUGACUGCCAUUUCCUUCCCAAUGAAGUAAAAUAUAUUCACAAUGGUUGCCCAAUUCUUGAUGAAGAUGCAGUGAAGUUUAGGCUUUACAGAUUUACUGAAACAGACACCUUCACAGAAACCUUUAUCCUGCGGGUCUAUCUCCUGGAACCAGACUGUAACAUCAUCCGUAUGAGUGACAACGUGUUGGAGGUGUCUGAAUUCUAUGGCCUGUCCAGAGCGAUUGAUAAGAACCUGCUCAGAUUUGAUUAUGUCAGGAUGGCUAAUCUGGAAUGUACAGUCAGUCUGGACCCCGUGAGAACUCGGCUGCCAGCCCAUGGCCGGGUGGUUCUGGUGGAGCCUCGGCCAGAAGAACCGCGUGGAGACCAGCCACACAGUUUUCUCCCUGAGUCCCGUAUGAUAGCUUUUAACACUUUUCUAGAACUGGGAACAGAGCAGAAGUGUCCAGGCGGAAGCUGUACCCUGGGAUUGAAGAAAGUGGGGAGUCUCAAAGUGAGCUGUGAGGAAUUCCUGCUGAUGGGGCUUCGUUAUCAACACACGGAUCCCCCUUCACCCAACAUUGAUUAUAUCUCCAUCCAGCUGGACCUUACAGAUAGUAGGAGUAAAGUCGUAUACAAGUCAGAGAGCAUGUGGUUGCCCGUCUAUAUCAGAGCUGGCAUUCCGAAUCAGAUUCCAAGGGCUGCAUUCAUGGCCAUGUUUAUUCUGGAAGUGGAUCAGUUCAUCCUGACCUCUUUGACCACAUCAGUUCUGGACUGCGAAGAGGAUGAGACCCCCAAACCUUUGCUGGUGUUCAACAUUACCAAAGCCCCGACCCAGGGCUAUGUGACUCACUUGUUGGAUCACACUAGACCCGUCUCCUCAUUCACCUGGAAAGAUCUCAGUGACAUGCAGAUUGCCUAUCAGCCACCAAACAGCAGCCACUCUGAGAGGAGACAUUAUGAGGUGGAGUUGGAGGUUUACGACUUCUUCUUUGCAAAGAGUGUGCCUAUUUCAGUCCACAUCUCCAUCAGAACAGCAGACACAAAUGCCCCCCGAGUAUCCUGGAAUACAGGUCUGGAUCUCCUGGAGGGGCAGUCUCGGGCCCUCACUUGGGAACAGUUUCAGAUUGUCGACAAUGAUGACAUAGGUGCUGUCCAGUUAGUCACUGUGGACGGCCUCCAGCAUGGACGGCUUACAAGGCUGGAGCAGAUAGAAGGGACAAUGGAAGAAACCACACUGUCUAAGUUUGCUGUCUUUAGCAAGUUUUCCCAGGAGCCCAAUACAACGACUUCCACUUACAUCUCCUUGUCAGACAAUGUCACAAACAACCCCUUGGUGCAAUAA
This is a messenger RNA of Cynocephalus volans (Philippine flying lemur), 1593 nucleotides long. Its product is annotated as FRAS1-related extracellular matrix protein 1-like. NCBI's taxonomy places the organism in Eukaryota, Metazoa, Chordata, Mammalia, Dermoptera, Cynocephalidae. Gene Ontology annotation, biological process: anatomical structure morphogenesis. The coding region runs from base 1 to 1593 and encodes 530 amino acids. The record is from RefSeq and is a predicted model, not a curated record. The transcript has 8 exons.